ACAGGUCAACAACCGUCCAUUUAAAACCAAUGGAGCGUGUAUUACACAUCCAUACAAUCGAGUCAAGGGGACAGGUUUACUUUUCACCCAAGGGUGAGAAAAGUGGGAUAUCUCCAGAGAGUCGCACCUUUAGAUGGGUGUGGCAAAAAAAGUCAGGAUCUGCCCCUAUAAAGCACUUGGCCUCUCACUUGCCAUCACCUCACUUGUAUUUAAAUCUCGGGAGUGCACUAACGCCACGAUGCUGACUUUUACCCAGCUGAUCAUUUUGCUUUUUUGGACGAGCAUUGGCUCAGCUGAUGCGGAGAAGCUUUUCCACAACCGGGAUCAUUCUGACGUUCAAGCCCUUAGUUCUCACCAAGCUGAGGUCAUAACAGACACGUACACAGCAGAGGUAUAUCUCUCUAGAUAUGGAUUUAUGAAGCCGGUGAACUGGGAGGAGAUCCAGUUUGAAGAUCCACACACGAAUUUCAAUGAUGACUUCGUGGAUGAACUCCAAGCCACGAUCCGAGAGGGGAACUCGGUGCCUCGUUCACGGGACACUCCUAAAGACGGUGAUCGAGAUGAGCACACGACACAAACCGAGAGCGAAGCGUUUGUUUCUGCACUGACAGAGUUUCAGAAGGUGUCGGGCCUGCCCGUCACAGGGGUGUUUGAUGAGGCCACCAAGCUGGCGAUGAACAAACCAAGGUGUGGGGUCCCUGACAUGGAGAUUGACCUGAACACCCCGGCAGCAGCCGCCUCAGAUAUUUUAAGCAGCCCUACCAGCGACUCUUUUAAUGAGACUGGCAGUAACAGCACGGCAAGUGAUGUGGUCAGUGAUGCUUCCUUUGGUGCAGCAAACUCCUCUGAAGACGACAUAUUCGGUUUCAACGACACAGAAAGUGCCCUAACGGGAAUUCCGAAUGACACUGGCAUGAAUUACACAGACGAAUUGAACUUAUUCAACGACACCUCUCUGAACAGCUCGCACCCUGACGCCGUGGACGGUCAAGUGGCGAAUGUCAGCGCCAGCGCGCGUCAGAGCGAAGCAGUGCGACGCAGGAAACGCCACCUCGCCGCUCUCGUGUCCAAACGGAGACGCAAGAGGGACGUGGGUGAGACCGGCUACAUGGCCUUCUCGAAGAAAGUGCUGAGGUGGAGGCUCAUAGGAGAAGGCUACAGCAGCCAGCUGAGCGUCGAGGAGCAGAGGUUCAUCUUCAGACAGGCCUUCAGGAUGUGGAGCGAGGUGUCACCGCUGGAGUUUGUGGAGGACACGCGCUCCCCGCUGGAGGACGUUGACAUCAGGCUGGGCUUUGGUACAGGAAGGCACCUGGGAUGCAAUCAGCGGUUUGAUGGCACCGGUCAAGAAUUCGCCCACGCCUGGUUCCUGGGCGAUAUACACUUCGACGACGAUGAACAUUUCACUGGUCCCAAUGCUGGCAGUGGGAUCAGCCUCCUCAAAGUGGCGGUUCAUGAGAUCGGCCACGUCCUGGGUCUCCCCCACAUAUACAGACCUGGAUCCAUAAUGCAGCCCAGCUACCUGCCACACGAGUCUGGCUUUGAGAUGGACUGGAUGGACCGGAAGGCUGUACAGCACCUCUACGGGGGCUGUAAGGGUCGGUUCAACACAGUGUUUGACUGGAUCAGAAAGGAGAAGACGCCCUACGGGGAGGUGGCCAUCCGCUUCAACACCUACUUCGUGAGAGACGGCUGGUACUGGCUGUAUGAGAACAGGAACAACCGAACGCGCUACGGCGAUCCCGUCGCGCUGCAGGCCGGCUGGCGCGGGAUUCCCGUGGACGGAGUGGACGCGCAUGUGCACGUGUGGUCCAGAAGGAGAGAUGCUGUUUACUUCUUCAAAGGUACUCAGUUCUGGAGGUACGACGGUGAGAAUGACGUGGUAUUCAGACAGGACCCGGAAGGUCGCCGCUAUCCACGGUUAAUCUCCAAAGGUUUCCCCGGCGUGUCCAGUCCCAUUGACACAGCCUUUUAUGACAGGAGGGACUCCCACAUCUACUUCUUCAAGAACACCCUCGUGUACGCCUUCGACGUCGAGGCCAACAGCUUGGCGAGAGGCUUCCCCAAAAACAUCAGAGACGUUUUCCCGGCGGUGGCGAGCGGAGACCAUCCAGAUGGCAACAUCGACGCUGCCUACUUCUCCUACACCCACAAUGCUGUCUUUCUGCUGAAGGGCGCGCGCUUCUGGCAGGUGGUGGGCAGCCGCGAUCGCUGGCGCCGGCCCUCCCUGCCGCGAAAUGGCCUGCUGCCACACAAGGAGGUGCAUCGGCACUGGUUCGACAUCUGCAACGUUCAUCCCACGGCGCUCAAACUGACCCGCUGAGGGUGUUGAAGCAGAGCAGUGAUAAAGCCUAGUGAUGUGUACCGAUGUGGUCCGCCGAUCUACCAGUGUGUGUGUAUACAGGUUUCCAUGUGUUUGGAUCAUCCAUUACAUACUUCUUUUGUCAUAUUUAUUGUUCAAAAUGCAAAAACAAUAAAGAGAGUGUUUUGUUGGCUGA
This is a messenger RNA of Scophthalmus maximus (turbot), 2495 nucleotides long. RefSeq names its product matrix metallopeptidase 21 (gene mmp21). Bases 134 to 2320 code for a protein of 728 amino acids. The transcript is spliced from 7 exons. Gene Ontology annotation, molecular function: zinc ion binding; metalloendopeptidase activity. Gene Ontology annotation, cellular component: extracellular matrix. NCBI's taxonomy places the organism in Eukaryota, Metazoa, Chordata, Actinopteri, Pleuronectiformes, Scophthalmidae. The record is from RefSeq and is a predicted model, not a curated record. Gene Ontology annotation, biological process: extracellular matrix organization; collagen catabolic process; proteolysis.